Lichtheimia ornata is the source of this 987-nucleotide messenger RNA. RefSeq lists its product as uncharacterized. Gene Ontology annotation, biological process: phospholipid metabolic process. Lineage: Eukaryota; Fungi; Mucoromycota; Mucoromycetes; Mucorales; Lichtheimiaceae. Gene Ontology annotation, molecular function: phosphatidate phosphatase activity. Bases 1 to 987 code for a protein of 328 amino acids. The transcript is spliced from 6 exons. The record is from RefSeq and is a predicted model, not a curated record.
AUGCUUGGAGUCCAGUGGGAAAAUCCAAGGACGCAAAGAGCCUUCUACUCAUACUCUAAAGACUGGCUCUUGGUCCUGCUUAUGCUUGCAGUGUUUUUCGCCAUUGACCUCAUUAUGCCCUUCCAUCGUCAAUUCUCAGUCGAAGACAAGACACUCAUGUACAAGUUCACAGAACAUGAAACUGUGCCAGCAUGGACACUUGUGUUAAUAUGUCUGUUGGGACCUGCUCUUCUUAUUGGCAUCAUCUCGAUACAUUUUCAGAAGAGUACUCGCGACUUUUUCAUUGGUGUGCUCGGUCUAUUUCUUGCACUUUCAAUGACAAUUAUGCUGACCGAUAUUAUCAAGAUUACGGCAGGACGUCCUCGUCCCGAUUUCCUUGCACGAUGUAAACCACCGCUUGAUGUGGUGGAUCCUCCAUUGGGAUUGUCUGAUUAUACGGUCUGCACUACUCCGAUUGAUUCGUAUAUUAUGCGUGAUGGUUUCAAAAGCUUUCCAAGUGGCCAUUCUUCAUUCUCCUUUGCAGGUCUUGGUUAUUUCGCGUUUUAUCUGGCAGGAAAAAUGCAUAUCUUUGAUGAACGCGGGCAUACUUAUAAAUGCUUUCUAUUCGCUUUUCCAUGCAUUGCAGCAUUACUUGUAGCUAUUUCACGUACGCGAGACAAUCGACAUCAUUGGCAAGACGUAUUGAUUGGAAGCCUUUUGGGCGCAGGAUGUGCUUAUUUUGCAUAUCGUCAGUACUACCCUUCCCUCAUUGUUGCUGAAUGUGAACUACCUUAUAAUGCACGUUUCGGCUCUAUUGACUUGUCAGAAGAAGAAAGGCCAAUCAUGUAUGCGGAGGAGGAUGAAGAAGCGAAUCUAGAAUCAGGAAAUGAAUGUGAAGAAUCAUCAUCAAGUACUACCACCCAAACACCUUCCGACGAACAACGUUAUCGUAAAAAUGUCUCAAGUAUACAUCGAGGUUCAAUAAGCACUGGAGUAGCGCGGUUUUGA